This is a messenger RNA of Penicillium lagena, 372 nucleotides long. RefSeq names its product ATP synthase subunit H. The transcript has 3 exons. Lineage: Eukaryota; Fungi; Ascomycota; Eurotiomycetes; Eurotiales; Aspergillaceae. The record is from RefSeq and is a predicted model, not a curated record. Bases 1 to 372 code for a protein of 123 amino acids. Gene Ontology annotation, biological process: proton motive force-driven ATP synthesis.
AUGAUGUCCCAGUCUCUGCGAGCCUCGCGCUCCGUCCUCUCCCGUGCCUCUCGGCAACAGGCCUCGAUCGCUCGCCGCAGCUUCCUGACCUCCGCUGUCCGUCGGGCCGACCCCGUUCAGGAGUUGUACCUUCGCGAACUCAAGGCCUACAAGCCCACCCCCAUCAAGGCCGGUGACGCCGACGCCCACGUCCACAAGUUCACCGUUCCCCAGGCCCCCCAGUCCCCCGAGGAGGCCAACCUCGCCAGCGAGCUGUCCGCCUACGAGAGCCAGCAGGUUGAGGUCGAGGGUCAGGCCGCCGCCGGCGAGGCCACCCCCGUUGAGGAGAGCUGGUUUGAGGAGGAUGAGGAGGAGGCUCCAGCUGCCCACUAG